CUUCAGCAGAAACAGGCCUUUAAAAGUAAAAAACAGCAGAACCUUACUUGUGAAGGAGACCCCAUCCUGCUGAAGUGCUCCUAUCAGGGAACGGAAUACAGUCUUCAGUGGUACAAACAAUAUCCAGGGAGUCCGCCAGAAUUCAUUAUGUUACUGACUAUAUCAGGGGAUGAAGCAAAGGAUAAUUUCAAAAUGACUCUGGACACAGAUGAGAAAACCAUCUCUUUGUAUCUGAAGAACACCCGACUGAAGGAUUCAUCUGUCUAUUUCUGUGCAGUGAAGCAUAGUGGUGUCCGGUGCCAGGACCGAGUGGAGCAGAAGCCUGUGGAAGUCAUCAAAGAAAGAGAGGAUUCCACCAUUGCCUGUCAGUUCACCUCCAGUAAUGUCUAUUUCAUGCACUGGUACAGGCAAUAUCCAGGAAAAAGCCCUGCGUUUCUCCUUACGGUUACAUCGGUGGGAUUGGAGACCCGCGAACACUUCAGUGCCUCUUUUGACAAGAAGGAGAAGGAGAGUCAUUUAAGCAUCACAAAGGCGCAGAUGAAAGAUGCUGCUGUCUAUUUCUGUGCGGCCAACAGAAAGACUUCUGGCUUAAAG
Ahaetulla prasina is the source of this 594-nucleotide messenger RNA. RefSeq names its product immunoglobulin iota chain-like. Gene Ontology annotation, biological process: response to bacterium. The record is from RefSeq and is a predicted model, not a curated record. Lineage: Eukaryota; Metazoa; Chordata; Lepidosauria; Squamata; Colubridae. The transcript is spliced from 4 exons. The annotation marks the transcript as partial.